AUGGCAAGCAAAGCAGUCAUCGCGUUGCUAGUCACUGGUAUGCUCGCGACAGGUGUCGCGAAUACCCUCUUGACGAAAUACCAGGACAUGCAGUGCGUCCGCAACUGCGACGAUCCAAACCCUGCGAAACGCCAUGUAUUCGAGCAGCCAGUUAUGCAGACUCUCCAGAUGUUUAUCGGUGAGAUGGGCUGCUGGUUGAUCGUUGGUUGUUUCUCGCUCUCAAAGAUGUUUGUCGAGCACCGCCGUCAGCGCGCCGGGUAUGAGCCUGUCGCUGGAGGCGACGAACCCACCCACCAUGUCUCGCCCGCUGUUAAGCCGCUCGUGAAGAAUGCCGAUGGCCGUACCCCCAUCACUGGAUUGAAGGUCUUCCUCCUCGCCAUCCCGGCGUGCUGUGAUAUUGCCGGAACGACGCUCAUGAACGUUGGUUUCCUCUUUGUUGCCGCGUCAAUCUACCAAAUGACCCGUGGAGCCCUUGUUCUCUUUGUCGGUCUUUUCUCUGUCCUCUUCUUGAAGCGCCACCUCCGUCCCUUCCAGUGGUUCGCGUUGUUUGUCGUCGUUCUCGGUGUUGGAAUCGUCGGUCUUGCUGGAGCCCUAUUCAAGGAGAAGGAACUAGUCCCCAAACUCCACGACGAUGCCCUGGUUGAAGAAGACGCCUCCAGCGCUGCGCUCAGAACCAUCAUCGGUAUCCUCCUCAUCGCCGGUGCUCAGAUCUUCACCGCAACCCAGUUCGUAACCGAGGAAUGGAUUCUCGAGAACUAUGCCCUUGAGCCAUUGAAGGUUGUCGGCUGGGAGGGUAUUUUUGGCUUCAUUGUCACCGUCGUUGGAAUGGUUGUCCUCCAUAUUACCAUUGGUAGCCACCCCGAGGGCCAGUACGGAUACUUUGACGCCGUUGAGGGACUCCGCCAGAUCACCAGCUACCGCGCUGUUGCGUUUUCUUCCGUCGCGAUUAUGGUCUCGAUUGGUGGCUUCAACUUCUUCGGUAUCAGUGUUACAAGGAGCAUCAGCGCCACUGCCAGGAGUAUCAUCGAUACUUGCAGGACCUUGUUCAUCUGGAUCUUCAGCUUGGCACUCCAUUGGGAGACCUUCAAGCCCCUCCAAGUUCUUGGAUUCGCCUUGUUGGUCUACGGAACCUUCUUGUUCAAUGAGCUCGUCCGUCCCCCAAUGGCCGCCUGCCUCGGGAAGCGCAUCCUCACCCAGCACGACGGCACAAUCGACGAAGAGGGCCGCCAGGAGCUUCUCCCAGAGCACCCGGUUGAACAUAACUAG
Molecule: messenger RNA, 1266 nt
Organism: Morchella importuna
Lineage: Eukaryota; Fungi; Ascomycota; Pezizomycetes; Pezizales; Morchellaceae
Exons: 4
Coding region: 1-1266 (421 amino acids)
Biological process (GO): pyrimidine nucleotide-sugar transmembrane transport
Cellular component (GO): Golgi membrane; intracellular membrane-bounded organelle
Molecular function (GO): pyrimidine nucleotide-sugar transmembrane transporter activity
Source: RefSeq, a predicted model, not a curated record